Molecule: messenger RNA, 2037 nt
Organism: Klebsormidium nitens
Lineage: Eukaryota; Viridiplantae; Streptophyta; Klebsormidiophyceae; Klebsormidiales; Klebsormidiaceae
Source: the annotation of a GenBank genome assembly
GCGCAUUGUCGCUGUGCACUUCAAGGCAAGGACCCUCUCACUGAGUCUCAGGCAAGGACUCCUGCCAAGGAGGUACCUAGGUACAUAGGUAUUACUAGGUAAUUAGGUUAUCUAUUGAUGAUGUGGUGCCGCAUGCGGAGCCGCAUGGAGGCUCCCACUUCCGGCCCUUGCAUUUGGGAGGCCAGCCUAGGUAAUAGGCCGGGGAGCACUGACUGAUGCAGAGGCCUGCGAGAUGGAAGCAGAUUGGUCGCGAGCCUGCAGGCGAUGCAGAACGCCUCCGACAAUUAAUAUACCAGCAUCAAUGAAGUAUGUAUUUUCCAGGCUAUAAUGAUGGACCCAGAAGCAUCGCAAUGGAAGGCUGAUUUGCAUGACUUCUUGUCCAAGCCAGCAUCAUCAUUGGUCGAUACUACCCCCGUGGCAGUCGACACAAGACAAACAGAUAGCUGCCUAGAUGUAAGCAGGCGACCUGUGGAUCAGCGUGGUUCUUUACGAAGUCAGUUGAAUAGACUCUGGUUCGAAAACAGUAACACCAGUAGCGGAGUGGCAAUUCAAGGACAAAGCCAAAAAGGCCACUCCAAAGAGAAAGCUGUGGAGGAACAGGCAACAGUACGACCAGUCAAGCUGGAUCACAAUGCUAUCGCUUUACUGCAAAAAGCGUUCCGGAGCUGGCAUGGAGUUGCUGUGUAUAUGAGGGGCGAAAGGAAUGGGGCGCAUCCUUCAGAUGUUGAGAGGCCUUACGUCCGGGAAGAUGGUCCCCCAAAUUCCACACGGAUAAGCAGCAUCGCGACGGAUGCGGCUGCCUCAGGGCGCCCACAGAGGCCGCAGCCAAUAGAAACGGAGGGUAUGGGAAGAGGGAAUUUGGAAACCGGGCCUGCUCAAAGAGUAGCACAGGAAACACCUGUGGGUCCGUGGGAAAACCUGCAAGGCUGGGUGAGGGAGGCGGGUCAGGAGGCAGCGCGCCGCUUGGUGCGCGGAGGCGUUCUUCAGUCGCUGAUUCAAGAAGCCUACAGAGCUGGCUUAGAGGCAGGCAGCACACAGCGCGUGCAAAAUCCACCCACAGCGCAUGUUGAUACGGAAAUCCCUAAUAGCAGGAAAUGCAAAACGGAGUUGAUGGCGUCUCAAGCAGGCGGGGCUGGAGAAGAGACCUCUAUUUGGCGGCAGGAAGUGGUCAAGGGGUUGGAAGCUUUGGAACGGCAGGUAGCUGCAAGCUGUGCCAGGGCUUUGGAGGCAUCAAAGCGACUGGAGUGCAGUCUGGAGGGAGCAACGGUCGUUGAGCUGGCGGCCAUAGAGAGGCUGGUCGAAGAGAAGGUGUGGCAGACCCGGGAGGAGUGUGAGCAGCAUAAGAUAGCGGCGAUGGAGCGGACAGAACAUGAGCUGGCGGCCACGAAGGCAGCUCUGCAGGCUUCCCUAGCGAGGGAAGGCUUCGAAAUGGGCCACCGUGAGGGAGCUCGAGCUUCGGGAAGGGGUGUGGCUGAAGAAGCACGUGGCCAAUCAAUGCAAACGGAUCCGAACGUGAAAGACCUAGGUACUGAGUCCACCAGCCAUGUAGCCUCUGCUGCUUUUUCUGGUGAUUCCUGGUUCAUGCGGGAUGAAGUAGAAAUGGAAGUAAGCGAAUCUCAGCCGGUCGGACUGUCUGUUGCUGAAGACCUCCCAGACAUGCGGGAGGAUAACCUACGUUUUGAGUUGGAACGGGCAAAUGAAGAAAGCGUGGUCCUCGAUAGAGUGGCUGCCCAAGUGGCUGCCUGGAGGGUGGAGACGAAUCAAGAGAGGGCUCAACUAGAGUCUACAAAUAGGAUGUUGCAUGCUGAGGUCAGAGAACUUCGGCUCAGGGCCGAAGUUGAGAGGACGGCGCAAAAGAAGGCUGCACUCUCGGAGGCAAUCCAGCCGUGCGCCGAGGCGCAGGACUCCUUGUCGAAGGUCUUGCAAGCUGUGCAGGCCCUUCAAACAUUGUCAGAGAAGAGGCCUGAUACGCGUUCAUCAAGGUGCGAGGCCAUGCGGUUUCCAAUUCCAUGCGUCGUACAGGCACUGUGCACAUGA